AUGGUCGAGUCGCGCCAUCGUGUGCUUUCUGCUCGUGGUCUCUGUAGCAUCGCAAUCAUUGCCUUUAUCUUCGUGGUCUUCCUAUUCCCCCGUCACCGUUCCGAUCCGCAAUGGGCCAAUGUAGGCCACGCAUGGGGAGUCGAUUGGUCAGCGUUAAAUGCUCGCGGAACCUGCCACGUGGACUUGGCGCAGUGCCACUCGGAGGCCACGUACUGGGAGAAUGUUCAACGGCGGAGCGUGAAGCUGAAGGGCGUGCUGCAGCCGUUGGACCUGGGCACGCGCGGCACGAAGCUCUUCAUUAUCAACCCCAUGUACGCCUGCCCCUUCGAGGAGCGUCUCGGGGACUGGGGCGACGGCGGCAAGUGGACGUGCAUGAUCCCGGGAAUCUUCCAGCGCAACACCACGGUCUACAGCAUUGGCAGCCGGGGCUCGUAUGACUUUGAGGAGCAGUUCGCCAGGGCGCACAAGAGCGCCAUCUUCACAUUCGACCCCUUUCUGAAGCCAGCAGUGGAGGAGACCAUGCGCACACUGCCCUUCCUGCACUUCCGCGCCAUCGGGCUGUCCGGCGAGGCGGACCUGCAGAUGUACCGGCGCAAGAACCCCACGAAGCUGUUUGUGACGCUGGCGCGGCUGCUGGCGCUGAUGAACCACACGUACGUGGACGUGUUCAAGAUCGACUGCGAGGGCUGCGAGCUGCAGGUCAUCCAGGACAUGACCGCCUCGUACGGCUCCCAACCCGCCAAGCUCGCCAUCCACGGCGGCACGCUGCCGUUUGGGCAGAUCCUCAUGGAGUUCCACCACCUGCACAAGCCAGCACUUCUUCUCCCUGCACUGUAUGCACUGGAGAAUCUUGGGUACCGCAUGUAUCACGCGGAGUUCAAUCCCAUCUGCCUGAACUGCGUGGAAAUCAGCUACAUCCAUGAAGGGCUUGUCAAGCCAUCAAAUCCCGAGAGUUGCUCGUUUAGAGAAGGGAGUUGA
Closterium sp. Yama58-4 is the source of this 978-nucleotide messenger RNA. The record is from the annotation of a GenBank genome assembly. Lineage: Eukaryota; Viridiplantae; Streptophyta; Zygnematophyceae; Desmidiales; Closteriaceae.